AACUUACCUUAGUCUAACAUAUCUCACUGACAAGAUUUACCUCAGCUAUCUCAGCCGUGUUUACUUGUAUCUUGUGUUCGAUCGUCCCCACAUUCUACAGCUGAUGGUUUUAUUUCUUGCUCACCAUGAACUUUGACCUGACGCACACAUCACACAUGUGGCUGAUUGUCCUAACAUCGUUAACAGUAAUGGGCGGCAACUCUCUGGUGGUAGCCUUAGGUUGUGGAAAUUCCCCGGUUAUCUCCCCUUCGUGUGAUUUCUCAACACUGUGUGGCUACAAAAGUUACCAUGAAGGCAACACAAACAUCAACUGGGUCCUGGCUAAUGGGACGGUCAAACCUAUACUGGCCCCGUGGAAAAAUCCAGGGUCUACUGACCAGAGCUGCUACGUGUACCUUGAUCAUAAAACUAACACAUCUGUGGGUACCAAAGGCAUGAUGAGUGCAGAAAUAGCAUCCAAUGUGACGUCAAUCUGUGUAGAGUUCCAUUACGCAACGAACGGCAUGUCCAAACAACAGCUGAAUGUUUACCUGCAGUCUACACCUGGGUAUGGUCCAAGCUACAAAACUGACCCACUCGUCUUUACACUCAACAAUGUUAGCACUGUGUAUGCUUGGAAAAACGCCACGUUUUCUACUUGUCUUAAUGGAUCACGUUAUUUGUCCUUUGAGACCAGCAAAUUUUCAACUAUGGAGACCAUGUCACUAGACGGUAUCAAAGUAACACCAGCUGACCUGACAUGCGCAGACAGUAAAGUGACCACACCACUUCCGGCCCACGUGACUGGUCCUAUACCAUCAACAUCUCGCCAUAUCUCGUCCACUGUCCUGCCGUCGUGUGAGUUUAAAACGUUAUGUAACUACACCAGUUACCAUGACGACCACACUAACAUCAGCUGGGUGCUGGCUAGUGGGUCAAACAAACCACUCUUUUCAGACUGGGACCCUCAUGCUGCUGAACAAACCUCCUACGUGUACCUGGACGUACAACACGGCGCCCCCAUGGGAAGUAAAGCAAUGUUGAGUGCUGAGAUAGGAAGUGACGUCACUGCCAUCAAUGUCCAGUUCCAUUAUGGUAUUUCCGGUAUGGACAAGUGCAGCCUGAAAGUCUAUCUCCAGUCUACACCAGGCUAUGGUCCAGGCUACACAACUGAUGACGUCGUCUUUAGUUUAGACAACAUCAGUGCAGCUUUUACCUGGAAAAACGCCACGUUUUCUACCUGUGUCAAUGGCAGACGUUAUAUAUCCUUUGAGAGUUCAAAAGAAGCCGGGUAUGCUACGAUAUCACUUGAUGGAAUUUACAUUACACCGUCGGACAGAGUGUGUUCUAUACCAACAACAGCAACCACCAUCACACCGACUAUUACCAACACUGCAACAAACACCACAAUACCAACAACUACCACAACCCCAACAACAACUACCACAACCCCAACAACAACUACCACAACACCAACAACUACCCCCAGCACAUCCACAUUAACUUUCACAACACUAACAACUACCACAACGCCAACAACUACUACAACGCCAACGCCAACAACUACAUUAACACCAACUACCACAACACCAACAACUACCACAACCACAACAACAACUACCACAACACCAACAACUACCCCCAGCACACCCACAUUAACUACCACAACACUAACAACUACCACAACGCCAACAACUACUACAACGCCAACGCCAACAACUACAUUAACACCAGCAACUACCACAACACCAACAACUACCACACCCACAACUACCAAAACACCACCAACAACAACCUCCUUGCCAACAACCACUACACCAACAGCUUCAACCUCGCCAACUUACAAACCAACUAAAACACCAACAACAACAAAUCCAUUAUACGCAUUACUUUUUCCACAGAAGCCACUAACAAACACGACCACAUCAACUUCUACCACAACUUCUGUAACAACCAACACCAUGACCACAAUUACAACAACCAUCACUACAACCAUCACAAGUGACGAUAUAAAAACAACUAAUGCCACAACUGUAACCACUACCUGGACCAUCGUCACAACAACCAACAACAUCUAAUUGUUUACCCCUCAGACACUUCUUUCAUUAAUAAAAUAAAUAUGAGACACGUGGAAAUUUAAUAAGCCUAUCUUCUUUUUCAUUCGAUCUCAUUCAAUUCUCUUUUUGUUUAAUCAUUAACACACAUCAACUUACGAGAUAAAUUGCCAGUUGCGGAAGGAUACAACGGGCGCUAGGUUGACAGUGAUGUAUCUUUUCUCUAAACCAAAACCAAAAAGUUUCAAAUUUAAAGCGAAACGAAAAAUGUAAUUUAAAACGGAUUUUAAUCCAGAAUCGGCAUUUAAAUCGGAUUUAAGCUUGAUCUGCACGUAGUUACUUCACAUUGAUACUAAAUCUAGUCGUUGACAUACCCCUAAACCUUGCACCUAAUCUUAAACAUGACAAAGGUUGCAUUUAGAGUUUCUUUCAGGCGACUCUACUUGGGGAAGGGGGCUCCGCCCCAACCCUCCUUCACACACAUUUAUAUAGAAAAAAUAUUUUUACCAGUGUCGCACCCUCCUCCCUGCCAGAAAAUUUAGUCCACCCCAUACCCCCGAAAAUUUCAAGCACCCCCUCCUCCGGGGAGGAAAAUUCUGAAAGAAGCAAUUAUCUAAUUUGUAGAUUAUACAAACUAAAGGUAGAGCCUACUUCUAUAAUAUAGACUCGUUUCCUACUUUUGGCCGAUAAACCUCACUCUCGCAGACAGUGUCUCUUUCGGACAUUUUCCCGGGGGCGGGGCACUUGAAUUUUUCCAGGGGCGAAAACAAUUGUCCGGGGCGUGGGAAGCCGAC
This is a messenger RNA of Physella acuta, 2827 nucleotides long. RefSeq names its product mucin-2-like. Lineage: Eukaryota; Metazoa; Mollusca; Gastropoda; Physidae. The record is from RefSeq and is a predicted model, not a curated record. Gene Ontology annotation, cellular component: membrane.